AUGCCUGGUCGCCUCAGAGUCCGGAGGCCCUCUCCAACCACCGUAUCCUUCACCGUCUCCGAUGCGCCCAGCCGCUCCAAUUCCUCUGCCAAAAUCCUCUUCGCUCUCCAGAUCCUGCUCCGCGGCUUGGUAUUCUGCUGCGCCAUCUUCGCGGCCAUCGCACGGUUCCGACACUCCCAUUUCACUGGGAAUGACUCCAUUAUCCACUGGGAGGAUGUGUGGUCAAGCCCGCUGGGCGUGAAGAUGUGUCGCUGGGUGGACCCCUACAACCCGUGGGCGGUUGCUGCGACCAGCGCCUUGGCGAUCUACGGGAUGUUCAGGAAGGGCUAUACAGAGGAAUCCCUCCUGGUCAUCCGUGGCUUUGGGAUUCAAACUUCUACCUCGUCCUCCACGUAUCUGUCAGGCGCGGCGACGAGGUUCAUCCCAACCACCCAGAUUCAAGAUAUUGUGAUCCAUGAAGCCUUCAGAGGGUUUGAAGUGCGGUUUUACUUGGCUGUGGUUGUGGAGGGCGAGCCGGAGGUCGUGGUGGUCUUCCCGACGCUGCUACCCAGGCGAAAGAUACUCGAGGAAGUGUGGAGAGGUUCUCGUCAUUGUCUGUACGAUGCAAAGUCAUGA
Messenger RNA from Penicillium riverlandense, 615 nucleotides. Its product is annotated as PIG-H family GPI synthesis protein. Gene Ontology annotation, cellular component: glycosylphosphatidylinositol-N-acetylglucosaminyltransferase (GPI-GnT) complex. NCBI's taxonomy places the organism in Eukaryota, Fungi, Ascomycota, Eurotiomycetes, Eurotiales, Aspergillaceae. The record is from RefSeq and is a predicted model, not a curated record. Gene Ontology annotation, biological process: GPI anchor biosynthetic process. Bases 1 to 615 code for a protein of 204 amino acids. The transcript has 3 exons.